UUAGUUUUAGUAUUUAAUUAAUCGAUAAAAGUAUUUACAACCGAAAUGUCAGUACAUUUGUGGCCGAAAUUGUUGUCCACAAACAAGUGGCCGAAGAAUACAGUGAUUUACACAAAUGUCUGCAAAUAUCACACAAUAUAUCAAUCAUUUGAUUACAUUAAUUACCGUAAAAGACAUUUACUUUUAAUGGCUUAUAAUUGUCGACAUUUUUGUCACACAAAAGAUAGCAAACAAUUAUCACCGAUAAAACAGAUGACUGCAACCGACAAGAGACCGAUCGUAAGGGAUGACAUACCGGUCAUCAAAGACUGGCGAAGAGCUAAACCAAGAAAUCCUUUUGUGGCCAUUGUUUUAAAGAAACCAUUUGAACUCAUUGAAUGGUACGAAAAGACUCCGAUUGAUAGGCGAAGAAAUAUAUACAUCUCAUCGAUGUUGAAGUACUUGAUUUACCCGACAAUAAUAGUCAACGUUUUUCUCAUUAAUUAUAUAUUCUUUAAGACCGACGAGAAUCCUAUUACCGGCAGAUCCACGGCUUAUAAUUUGCCAAAAGAAAUGAUGUCUGAAAUAGAGGACGAUAUCUUCAAAGAGAUGUUUAUAAAUAUUACAACGACAUUGCAAUUGUCUGCUCCCGCAACUGAUCCGAUUGUCAAACGAUGUGAUCAAGUGGUCGACCGAUUGGUUGAGGCGAAUAAAGAUCUGCCGGUCAUUGGAGACGGACAUUGGACUGCAAUUGUGGUCAACGACGACAAGUUGUGUGAUGUAAUGGCAUUAAAGGAUUCGAGCAGUUUGUUUAUAUCCCGAAGACUGGUCAAUAUGUGCGAUACCGACGAUGAGUUAGCAUAUGUAAUGUCUCACCAAUUGUCACAUAUUAUGUUGGAUCACACCAGAGAACCGAUGACAUUUACGUCGGUGUUUUCAAUACCUGUGGUCACACUUUUCCCAAUGUUUUGGAUGAUAUUAAUUCUUAUAAUGAUUUGCUUGAAGAAGAGGCCGACCGAAGUGCAAUGCAAAUGAUGACCAGAUCUUGUUUUGAUGUCCGCAAAUGUCGACAAUUUUGCCAAAAAUAUGAACAAUUUGACA
Molecule: messenger RNA, 1080 nt
Organism: Oppia nitens
Lineage: Eukaryota; Metazoa; Arthropoda; Arachnida; Sarcoptiformes; Oppiidae
Exons: 5
Coding region: 46-1014 (322 amino acids)
Biological process (GO): protein quality control for misfolded or incompletely synthesized proteins; mitochondrial protein processing
Cellular component (GO): mitochondrial inner membrane
Molecular function (GO): metalloendopeptidase activity
Source: RefSeq, a predicted model, not a curated record